Molecule: messenger RNA, 2004 nt
Organism: Arachis ipaensis
Lineage: Eukaryota; Viridiplantae; Streptophyta; Magnoliopsida; Fabales; Fabaceae
Source: RefSeq, a predicted model, not a curated record
AUGGUUGAAAGUGCUAUAUUGAAAUUUAUUUACACCCACCAAAUCGAAUUUAGAGCUGAGAUCUACAAUGGGCUUCGGGAUGCUGUUUUCAACGGCGAGACCAAUGAUGCCUCAAAGGGUAAGAGAAUUAUACUGCCAGCAACAGUUACUGGUGGGCCAAGAUACAUGAUUCAAAAUUAUCAAGACGCCAUGGCAAUAUGUAGGUGCAUUGGUUAUCCAGAUUUAUUCAUCACUUUUACAUGCAAUCCGCAAUGGGACGAAAUACAACGGUAUUGUAGAAUGCAUAAAGUCAAACCAGAGGAUAGGCCAGACAUGAUUUGCAGACUAUUCAAGGUUAAAGUGGACAUGAUGAUUAAAGAUCUUAGAUACAACAAAUUAUUUGGUACUACAAAAGCAGUUAUCUACACAAUAGACUUCCAAAAGAGGGGACUCCCACAUGCACAUAUAUUAUUAUUCUUGCAUGAACAAGAUAAAUACCCAACCCCUGCAGACAUAGACAAAAUCAUAUGUGCUGAAAUUCCUAAUGCUGAUGUUGACAAUGCAUAUUACAAGGCUGUAAAGAGUUUUAUGCUUCAUGGUCCAUGUGGUCUUAGCAAACCAACUUCGCCUUGCAUGGAGGAAGGUCGUUGCAUCCGUCAUUUCCCUAAGAAGUUCAACAAAAUGACUACAGUUGAUGAAGAUGGUUACCCAGUAUAUAAGCGUCGAGACAAUGGACGCACGGUGGAAGUUUCAGGAAUUCAUCUAGACAACCGAUAUGUUGUGCCAUAUAAUAAAAUGUUGUUGCUCAAAUACCGUGCUCACAUUAACGUCGAAUGGUGUAACCAGUCAAGAUCUAUCAAGUAUUUGUUCAAAUAUGUAAAUAAAGGAAGUGAUCGCGUCACAACUUAUUUUUCUACAAAGUCCCCCGAUGGUAAGACAACUUUAGAAGUUGAUGAAGUGAAAAUGUUUUACGAUUGUCGAUAUAUAUCUCCUUGUGAAGCUGCUUGGAGGAUCUUUUGCUAUGACAUUCACUACAGAAAUCCAUCGGUUGAGAGGCUAAGCUUUCAUUUGCCGGAUCAACAACCGGUUGUAUUUACGGAUAAUGAAUCAUUGGUUGAAGCUGUUGCAAAGGCAACUGUUAAAGAGUCCAUGUUUCUAGGCUGGUUUGUAGCAAACAAAACAAAUGCUGAAGCUAGAAAACUAACCUAUAAUGAGUUUCCAAGCAAGUUUGUUUGGAAAUCAUCUCUGAGAGCUUGGAAACCCAGGAAAAGUCAUCAGGUCAUUGGAAGGAUGAUCUUUGUACCACCAUCAUCCGGUGAGCUAUAUUAUUUAAGGUUGUUGUUAAACAUUGUAAAAGGACCAACAACCUAUGCAGAUAUCAGGACUUACAAUGGUGUAAUCUACUCAUCAUUUCGAGAUGCAUGCUAUGCACGUGGUUUGCUAGACGACGACAAAGAAUAUAUAGAUGCCAUUGAAGAAGCAAGUCAUUGGGGCUCAUGUCAUUAUUUGCGGAGGUUGUUUGCGACACUACUAUGGUCUAAUUCAAUGGUGCGACCGGAAGUUGUCUGGAAAAAAACCGCCAUCCUAUUAAGUGAUGGAAUUUUGCAUGAUCACAGAGUCAUGUUUAGCCUACAUGAUCUACUUUUCAGUGAGGAAGAAUUAAAGGAUCUAACCGUGAUUGACGUUGAACAAAUAUUGAACAGUAACGGAAAGACUUUGCACGAUUAUCCAACCAUGCCAUUUCCAUCAAGAGAUACCGACCAUCUUAGGACGCGAAACAAAAUGAUCUUUGACGAAUUAAAUUAUGAUCGAGUUCUGUUAGAAAAGCAACCUAAUGACUGCCUCUCAAAAUUAACUGCCGAGCAAAAGGGGGUAUAUGAUAAAAUCAUGAGCUCUACAGAUAGUCAACAUGGACGUGUGUUCUUUUUUGUAUGGCCAUGGAGAUACAGGAAAAAUUUUUCUUUGGAUAACUUUAGCUUCAGCACUAAGAUCAUGUGGACAAAUAGUGCUAACUGUUGCAUCUAA